Ictalurus punctatus (channel catfish) is the source of this 1238-nucleotide messenger RNA. Its product is annotated as piwi-like protein 1. Gene Ontology annotation, cellular component: P granule. NCBI's taxonomy places the organism in Eukaryota, Metazoa, Chordata, Actinopteri, Siluriformes, Ictaluridae. Bases 1 to 741 code for a protein of 246 amino acids. Gene Ontology annotation, biological process: regulatory ncRNA-mediated gene silencing. Gene Ontology annotation, molecular function: piRNA binding. The record is from RefSeq and is a predicted model, not a curated record. The transcript has 6 exons.
AUGCAUUACCGCCACCUACUGGACUUGAGUGAAUAUGAUCUGCAGAUCACUGAUAGGAACCAGGUUCUGCUGGUCAGUCACGUUAGGAGGUUGGGUCCUGCAGCAGCUCCUCCACCAGGACCUGUCUUACUCAUCCUGGAGUUCUGCUACCUCACAGUGAAUCUAAGCUUUGAGAACGAGCUGCUGAAUCUGACUGGAAGAGUUCUUCCUGCUGAGAGGAUCCUACAGGGAGCGAGAGCAUACGAGUACAACCCAUGUGACGCGGAUUGGUCUAAAGAGAUGCGAGGUCUUCCUCUGAUGACCAGCAUGCCUCUGGAGAUCUGGCUGCUGUCCCAUACGCGCCGUAACGCUGAUGUCGCUCACUCACUACUGCAGACCCUCAACAAAGUGCCCGUGGGCAUCCACCUUCAGAGGCCGGGAAUGAUGGAGUACGAUGAUCGACAGGAGGCUCUGCUGAGAGCUCUGCAGCAGAGAGUGGUGCAACAGGUUCAGAUGGUGGUUGUGAUCCUGUCAACCAACCGUAAGGAUAAAUACGAUUGCGUGAAGAAGUACCUGUGUGUGGACUGUCCCACUCCAAGCCAGUGUGUGGUGGCUCGCACCCUCAGCAGACCUCAGACCCUCAUGACCAUAGCCACAAAGAUCUCCUUGCAGAUGAACUGCAAGAUGGAAGGAGAGCCGUGGAGCGCCGAGAUCCCGGUACGGUUCUGUUCUUCAAGCACUGGGAGUUUUUCAAGUAACUGAAAUAUAUCCGGCAUUGGGAUUUCAACUACAACCAAAAUCAUCCUUUAAAAGCAUAUCUGACCUUGUAACUGAUCAACAGUGGCACCUCCUAACCCUGAUGUUAUUCUAUUAAAACAUUGUUUUAGUGACUUCUCCUGCUCUUUCAGUUGAAGCACCUGAUGAUGUUGGUAUCGACUGAUAACACGACAGUGCCGCAGAAAAGAGAUCCAUCCGUGCACUGGUGGCCAGCCUCAACCCGGGCAUGUCCAGGUACUUAAAGCAUGACUUGUGUGGACUCUGUAAACAGCUUUAAGAAGGGUUGUGUUUAAUGAACUAGAUUUUAGAUUUGAACUUUUCCACCAGUCUUCAGAAGAGAGGGCAUUACCCUUUCUGGUUUAUCGUAACUUUAGGAGAGAGAAAAAGUACAAUAUCAUUCCUUUUAAUGAUUAAAAUGUUAAAUUGUCAAAUUGCUGAGGUAUAAGGAAUAAAAAGCAUCAGAAAGACCUGUUUAGCUUCGU